UCUCUCUCCAAAUCUUCCCCAUUUUCCACCAACCUCAAAUCCUCUUCGUUCACGCGUCAUUCUACAACAAUACAACAUAUCAAACACUUAUUGCAUUACGGUUAUAAUACGCCAUGGCCUGUCCUGUGGUUAUGAGCCCUCCAACCACUCCACUCGGCAUCAAGAGACAGACACGCCUUCGCAGCCAGCAGCAAUCGCCACAGACUCCCAUCCGCAAGCUGGUCUUGUCGGAGGAGAAGGAGCACUCCAUCCACAUCGCAUCUCCGCUCGGCUCUGCAUCGAAGCGUCAGCCCUCUCAGUCACAGAAGUCCAACAUCGCUCGUAGCUCGCCGAAGGCAAUUGAUCUUGGUGUCUCCGAGUUUUCUCUGACUGGGUCGGGUAACCCGACGCCUGUUACCACUGAACGCAAGACCAAGAAGUCAUCUAAAGUCUCCGCUACCAAGCCUAGACCAACCAAGACAACGCUCCGUGUCCCUCGCAAUCCUACCGACCGCUUCAUUCCCCAACGCCUGACUUCGGAAGCCAUUGACAACGUCAACGUAUCAAGAAUUUCAUCCCGUAGCGAGUCGGCUCGGCCUUCCUCUAGGGAAAGCAGCAACAACGACGGCUCUACUGUGCUUGCAUCUGCCGCCAACGAUCUCAACAUCUUCGGUGGCUCGGCGGAGGACGAUUUGGCACAGUCCUUUGGCCGCGUGAGAUUGGAGGACGACGGCGCCGAAGACGAAGAGUCUACUAAGAAGCCUUCUCCCAGAACCGUGGCUUACCAGGACUCCUUGGCUCAGGCUUGCGACAUGCACAUCGGUUCGCGCAUUCUCGAAUUCAAGCCUGCGGCACCGCAGUCCACCAAGCCGGUGGAUUUGCGGGCCCAGUACAACCGCCCUCUUAAGUCUAUCAGCGGUCAGCUUCGCCGUCGCAUUGCCUCUGCUCCCGAGAGAGUUCUUGAUGCGCCCAGCAUCAUUGACGACUACUAUCUAAACCUUCUCGACUGGUCUGCCGGUAACCAGGUUGCUGUUGCUUUGGAGCGUUCCGUCUACAUCUGGUCUGCCGACACUGGCUCAGUCAACUCCCUCUUCGAGACUUCUGAUGACACGUACAUCACCAGUGUCAAGUGGAGUGGUGAUGGUGCUUACGUCGCCGCUGGACUCGACAACGGCGAGGUCCAGAUCUGGGACGUCGAGGAUGGGACCAAGCUUCGCAGCAUGCACGGCCACCCCCAGCGUGUGGGUGUCAUGGGCUGGAACAAGCAUCUUCUCUCGACGGGUGACCGGUCUGGCCUCAUCAUCAACCACGACGUUCGCGUUGCUGAUCACAACGUCGCCGAACUGACCGGCCACAGCCACGAGGUCUGUGGCUUGGAGUGGCGUUCGGACGGUCAGAUGCUGGCUUCUGGUGGCAACGACAACCUGGUCAACAUCUGGGAUGCUCGCAACCUCAUGGAGGCGAAGCACACCAAGACUAACCACCACGCUGCAGUCAAGGCUCUUGCCUGGUGUCCAUGGCAGCUUAACCUGCUGGCGACGGGCGGUGGUUCCAACGACAAGCACAUUCACUUCUGGAAUUCGACGACGGGUGCACGCCUCAACUCGAUCGAUACCGGUAGCCAGGUCACCAGCCUCAAGUGGUCGCCGCAUCACAAGGAAAUAGUCUCGACGGGUGGUUUCCCCAACAACGCUCUGUCAGUGUGGGUCUAUCCCACGCUGGCCAAGAUGAUUGAGAUUCCAGCCCACGAGCAGCGCAUCUUGUUCUCGUGCCUCAGCCCCGACGGACAGACGCUCGCAACGGCCUCGGCAGACGAGAACCUCAAGUUCUGGAAGCUGUUUGAGAAGAAGGCGGGCCAAACGGCCGUGUCGGCGAAGCCGCGCGCACUGACUGGGCCGACGACGCAGAUUCGCUGAUAGGGCCUUGGAAGUUGAAGGACGUAUGGCGUUUUAAGGAAGGAAGGAAGGGGAUUGGCUGGCGUUUUGGUGUAUUCGUCCCUACCUAGGUACUCUACUGUUUACGUGUAGUUACGUAGUACUACGUAGUGAUAAAUCCGACGCACGGCCUUGAUGGCUCGUGAUAAGAUUAGAUCUUGACCUGGACUACCACUGGUG
Messenger RNA from Aplosporella prunicola CBS 121167, 2093 nucleotides. RefSeq lists its product as uncharacterized. Gene Ontology annotation, cellular component: anaphase-promoting complex. The record is from RefSeq and is a predicted model, not a curated record. The transcript has a single exon. Gene Ontology annotation, biological process: positive regulation of anaphase-promoting complex-dependent catabolic process; anaphase-promoting complex-dependent catabolic process; positive regulation of ubiquitin protein ligase activity. Gene Ontology annotation, molecular function: protein binding; anaphase-promoting complex binding; ubiquitin ligase activator activity. The coding region runs from base 114 to 1895 and encodes 593 amino acids. NCBI's taxonomy places the organism in Eukaryota, Fungi, Ascomycota, Dothideomycetes, Botryosphaeriales, Aplosporellaceae.